CUCUUUCGAACCGCCGCUGGCCGUGGACACAGGCUUGCUCACUGGCAUUCCUCGAUCCGCGUACCGUCCGCCGACCUUCGACAAUACACGGCUGCGGCAUGUAUCGCCGACUCUGAGUCUGCAUUCUCACCCACCCCGGCGCCUCGUCAUGUCACCCGUCUACGGCGAGAGCAAUCGGACCUCGCUGGAGGUCAUGAGGGGUUUCCUUGAUGCCUACCCCUUCCCAGCGUUCAUUGCUCGCCAAGCAAAUGCAAGCACGUCGUCCAGCCCGCAGCUGGACAUCAUCUACUCCAACGACAAAUGGAGGCUUGCCAACAAGAUGGUCGCUGAGGGGCGCGUCGAUACUGGCCUGGCCCAGUGGGUCGUCGGCGGCGAUGGGGUAUUUGUGUUCAACCUCGGCGAGACUCUACACUUGGCCAAGACACUGUUCGGCGACAACAUUGUUGUGACCUCGUUCGCGCCCCCAGCAGCCUUUCCCCAAUCUUCGAACGCAUCAACCGUGUCUUUUGUGGAAUCAUCAGACGCAUUGACGACAUCAGGGCCAGUGUCACGGGUCGCCGGCGACCCGGAGACUCGCGGUAGCCCAUUACGACGGGAAGUCGUGGGCGGUGGCGACUCUGAGGCUGCAGAUAAAGCUGCGGACGCGUUGGCCGCACUGGACAUCGAGCCACCAGCUUGGGUUGAGAUGGAUCCAGAACCAGAUCAUGUUUACCGUGCCGACCAUGCACCGCCUGCCGGCGACGCCGCCGAGAGCAGUCGAUAUUUGAGAAGAACGCCCAAGCGACAUCGACCUCAGGACAACUUCACUCAACACGAGUACAACGUCCAGAUGCAGGAGGGAUCGUCGGAGUACGAAUCGCUGGUGUUGUCCACCGACUGGUCCAAGACGCCGAUGGGUCCCCUCGACACCUGGCCGCCAGCGAUCCGGACAAUGAUGUCAAUCGCGUUUGCGUCCGCCACGCAAGACUCCAUAUGGUUCGGACCUAUAGACAACAUCCACCUGGUCUACAACAAGAACUACGCGACUCUCCUCGACCACCCAAACACAUUUGGCAAGCCGGCGGCCGAAGUGUGGCACCAGCUUUGGGGCGGUCUCGAACCACUCGCGCGGAAAUGCAUGGCUGGAGACAGCGUCUACCACCACAACGACCUCCUGCUGUACGCAAAGAAUGAUCGCGGUAACUUUAUCGAGCGAUAUCACACCUGGUCAUACGUGCCCAUCCGGGAUGGCGACAAGAUUGUGGGGCUGUACAACAUGAGUCUGGAUACGACCCAGAUGGUGCUGUUCGACCGUCGUUUCGACACGGCACGCGAACUGGUGGACGAGCUAGCAUUUGCGCACUCCAAAAGCCGCUUCUUUCAGGCGGUCGCAAGCGCCCUGGAGCCAAACCCGAUCGACGCACCGUUUGCCAUCUGCUACAGCGUUGACCCAACGGGAGACACGCCUGCUCCUCAGGUGCCUGCGGUCGACCUCACACUGCAGUCGACUGUCGGUGUGCCAGCGGGACACAAGGCGGCCCCAUCUCACCUGCACGUGCCUCUUCCUGUCCGGGACGCGACCGUGUUGGCUCACUCGCGGCUGAGUUUGUCUCCAGGAGUCAACGAGACGGCUACACCCAUGUUGCGAAAGGACGGCCCCGACGGUUUCCAAACGAGCCGCGACAAGCAUGCCUGGCCCAUCGCCCAAGCCCUCACCACUCGCCAGUGCGUGCUGGUGGAGGACUGCUCAGAGAUUGUGAAGGGGUUGCCUGUUCGACAAUGGGAGACUCUGCCUGACCAAGCUGUUGUCAUUCCGGUCAUCUCCGACGCGACAAACGGUAUCCCCCAGGCUGUCGUGAUCCUCGGCUUGAACUUCCACCCCUCGUUCGACGACAACUACUCCCGCUGGAUCAACUCCAUUCGUGGCUACCUCGUAUCCUCACUCAGCUCGAUCAGCACUUUCGAAGCUGAGGUCACUCACAGGCUGGAGCGAGAACGACUUGCAAGGGCGCAGAACGCGUGGUUCCGAGGGGCAGCCCAUGAGUUUAGGACCCCCCUUACGCUCAUCAUGGGUCCGCUCGACGAUGUCAUGCUCACGGAUCUUCGUCCGAGCCAGCGACAUUCGCUCGGCCUUGCUCAGCGAAACGUACAGAGGUUACAGCGCCUAGUUACCAUGCUCCUCGACUUCUCGCGCAUCGAAACUGGGCGACUUACGCCCCGAUUCGUCCCAGGAGACCUGGGAGUCUUCAUCACCAACAUCGGAAACUUGUUCCGUCCGGCCAUUGAGCGGAUGAGGGUGGAGUUUACCCUCAUCGUAGAUCCGCGGGCCGAUAAGGUGGACUUCGACCCAGUGUUGCUCGAGAUGGCCAUCUCGGGGCUGCUAUCAAACUCUCUCAAGUACACGCAGAGUGGUUCCGUGACUUUCAAGGUCACCUACAGUGACGACACCGCCAGCAUCGCCGUAAUUGACACGGGCUUGGGCAUUGCCUCUCCCGACAUGGAAAAGGUCACCAAGCUGUACCACCGUACGUCGGCCGCCGUUCAAUCGGGCGUGUCGGGAACUGGGAUUGGCCUUGCCCUCGCCAAGGAGAUUCUUCGACUGCACAAUGGCGGGCUUCAGAUCGAGAGCACAACAGCGGAGGAGGUCCAUGGCUCGACCUUCACAGCAGUCAUCCCCUUGCAUCAAUCAGGAGUGAUUGCUGUGGGAGAAGAAGAAGUUGCGGCUAUUCCCUUUGGUGCCUAUGGUCGACAAGCAGCAAAGGAGGUGCUCAUGGCCGCGAGGGAGAACGACGCAUAUCCGUUUGAUGGCGACGGCGACUUUUCGGGAUCAGUGUCGAACGCCACAUCGCCAUUCUCACUUGAGCUUCCUUCGCCCUCGCGGGGCAGUAUCUCGUCAGCAUCUGACGGAUACAGGAGCACCACAGGGAGCGGCUCUGGAGCCCUCGCCGAGGCGCUCAUGUUCGAGCCGACGGACCGAAUCCUGGUGGUCGAUGACAAUCGCGAGCUACGCGACUACAUCAAGAGUAUCUUCACGCCUUUCUGCUCUGUCUUGGAAGCGAGCAAUGGCAAGGAUGCCUUGGAUCUCAUGCGCGUUCACAAGCCGCACGUCGUCAUCAGUGACUUGCUCAUGCCGGGUAUGAGCGGAAUGGAGCUGCUCAACGUCGUGCGCGCCGACGACGACCAGGCAUUGCGCUUCACGCCCAUGGUGCUACUGUCGGCCAUCAUCGACGACGAGACCCGACUCGAGACCCUUGUCGCCGGCGCCGAAGACUACAUCACGAAACCGUUCAAGCGGAACGAGCUCAUCGUCAGAGUGCACCUGCACAUGCAGAUGGGCAAGAAGCGGGCCAAGCUCGAAGCCUUGUUUUGCGAACGCGAAAAGGAGAUUGCAGUCUUGUCAGACUAUUGUCCUUCGGGUAUCAUUCGCAUCAACUCGGUCGGUCGUCUGACGUACGCAAAUGCCGCCUUCAGGACCAGCGCAGGCAUGACAUCUAGCGAGCUCUCGGAGAGCCUCUGGAGCCUGAGCUCAAACUACUGCGACGCCGCGACGGCGGCAAACCUCGCGGGCGUAUGGGACGACAUGUUGGCCAGCAAGACAAAGACUACCGUGCAGUGGAAGUGGCGCACCGGCCGAACCAUGUCCGGCGUGUUCAUCUGGCUCGACGAGGAGCGGUCUGGAAUCAUCGGCUGCAUCACCGACAUCACGUACCAGGAGGAGCGCCUCGAGGAGGCUGAGCGGCUUCGGGUUCUGGCGGAGGAGUCAAAGCACCAGCAAGAGCUACUGGUCGACUUCACCUCCCACGAGAUCCGCACCCCGGUAUCGGCGAUCCUGCAAUGCUCCUCUGUGGUCAAAGAGAACUUGACGGGGCUGAUGCAGGAGCUGCGAGAAUCAGAAGGCAAACAGACCGGAUUCUUGCCCACAAAGCGCCUACUCGCCGACAUGGAGGACGACCUCGAAGCCCUGGAAAGCAUCUACCAGUGCGGCUUGGUUCAGGAGCGCAUCGCUGGUGAUGUUCUCUCGCUUGCAAGAAUCCAACUCGACAUGCUCACGCUGCAUGACGUACCGAUGGACAUCCGAGAAUCGGGCGCAAAGGUGCUGUCCGUCUUUGCCUCCGAGGCGCGCAUGAAGAAUGCCGAGAUUGACCUGGUGUUUGGCCCGACUCUUGACGCCCUCGGCGUACCAGCGAUCAACACCGAUCCCGUGCGCCUCGGUCAGGUGAUUGGCAACCUCGUCGCCAACGCCCUGCGAUUCAUCUCGUUUGUGGACAAGCGACAUAUCACGGUCAAGUUUGAUGUCGCUUUCUCGCCACCGCUCCAGGGCGCAGCGAUUCCCUCGAUACUGGCCAACCCCCCAAAGAUGACGCCAGCGGAGCCCAACAUGCCGGUGUACUUGUUCGUCACUGUGCGCGACACUGGCCCUGGCAUGCCUCCCGAGGAGAAGGACGCGCUGUUCCAGCGCUUCCAUCAGGGCAACAAGAUGAUCCACACGCGGUACGGUGGCUCCGGCCUGGGUCUGUUCAUCUGCAAGAAGGUGACCGAGCUGCUCAAGGGACGUAUCGACGUCGUGUCGGAGCUAGGCAAAGGGAGCGAGUUCCGGUUUUUCAUCAGGGCGACAAGUGCUGCAGCAGCGGCGGCGCAUGCCGAGAGCGUGGCUUGGACGGCCAUACCUCCUCCCGCACCAAAGGGUGACCCCCUGCACAUUCUGGUCGUGGAGGACAACAUCAUGAACCAGACCAUUCUGAAGCGCCAAAUCGUAAAGUCAGGCUUGACCUGCGACACAGCCAACAAUGGGCUCGAGGCCCUCGACUUGCUGGGCAUCGAGGAGCCAACAUCAGACGUCUUGGGCUUGACGACAACCGGCGAGGCCCCACGCGACAGAUGCAAGCCUCUCGAAGCCAGCACCAAGCCGUACGAUGUGGUUCUCAUGGACCUCGAGAUGCCUAUCAUGGACGGACUUACGGCGGUACGGCAUAUCCGCACCAUCCAAAACGGCCGGCCGGCGAAGGAGCGCCAGCUGGUUAUCGCGCUCACGGGCAAUGCACGCCAGGGUCAGAUCGACUUGGCCCUCGAGACAGGCAUGGACGACGUCGUGAUCAAGCCGUACCGCCUCCCCGCACUGCUCGAGACGAUUCAGAGAGCUGCCUCUGCGCGCCGCGCCGGGCUGGAAAUCGUGCCCCAGAGCAAGGUCCGUACAUCGCCCAUGGUGUCGCCGAAGAUUUUGGAAAGCCCCAAACGCCCUCCGCUCGUUUCGCGGCCGAGGUCAUAGGGUCGGGCGGCCGAGCGCGACGUCAUUUGGGACUGUAGACUUGUACAGUAUAUGUAAAUCAGC
This is a messenger RNA of Vanrija pseudolonga, 5308 nucleotides long. RefSeq names its product Sensor histidine kinase TmoS. The transcript has 5 exons. Lineage: Eukaryota; Fungi; Basidiomycota; Tremellomycetes; Trichosporonales; Trichosporonaceae. Gene Ontology annotation, biological process: phosphorelay signal transduction system; protein autophosphorylation. Gene Ontology annotation, molecular function: phosphorelay sensor kinase activity; histidine phosphotransfer kinase activity. Bases 149 to 5245 code for a protein of 1698 amino acids. The record is from RefSeq and is a predicted model, not a curated record. Gene Ontology annotation, cellular component: plasma membrane.